Molecule: messenger RNA, 3187 nt
Organism: Brienomyrus brachyistius
Lineage: Eukaryota; Metazoa; Chordata; Actinopteri; Osteoglossiformes; Mormyridae
Product: sulfotransferase 2B1-like
Exons: 6
Coding region: 1823-2677 (284 amino acids)
Biological process (GO): sulfation
Cellular component (GO): cytoplasm
Molecular function (GO): sulfotransferase activity
Source: RefSeq, a predicted model, not a curated record
UUCAGCUAUAGCUACACUGUCUAGUAAUUCACCAAAAUCAUGUGUAGCAGUCAAUAAUGUAAUACUUUUUCCAUUCUUAAUGUAAUACAGCUCGUUAAUUUCAUAAUCGGCCAGCAACGUAAUAACUUUUUGCCGAUAACGUAAUAAGUUUCAUUAUUAAAUGAAAAUGUAAAAUAUUACUGGCUAGUUGUUACAGUAUUAACUUGUAUUACAUUAAGAAUGGAGACAUCGUGUUAUUGCUAUGUUAGUGCAUUAUUGGUAGCUGUUACUUUAUUGGCUGCUACAUAGUGUCAGAACUAUAUUUAGUCACCCUAAGAAUCUAUGCUGUUAAGCUGAUUAAAGAUAUUUGACAACAGUGUACUAUCUAAAAAUUAUACAAAUUUGAGCAUUUUAGUCAUGUCCACUUCUAUCAGUUCAAAAUUACAACAGGGUAAAUAUGUUGGCUUUUUAUAACCGGAACAACUGCCUUUCAGUACAGAAUCUGUAUUUGAUCACAUUGUUUCAUAUUUUAUAUACAUACAUACAUACAUACAUACAUACAUACAUACAAACACACACCCCAAUGUGCCAAAACAUUAUGACCACCCCCUUGUGAAGUGAAUCAUGUUAACUAGCUCAUAAAAAUGUGUGUCAGGGUCUGUAAUAUGUUAGAUGAUAAGCUAGCAUACAGUACUUGUCAAUAUGUUAAAUGUAGAAGAAAUUAACCGGGAUAAAGAUCUGAGUGACUUUGACAAGGACUAAAUCGUUAUGGCCAGGUAACUGGGUCAGAGCAUCUCUGAAACAGCAAGACUUGUGGGGUGCUUACGGUCAGCUGUGGUGGGUACCUACAGAGAGUAGUCUGAUGAGGGAAAAGCCACAAACUGCUGAUGGGGUGUUGGGCAGCCAAGACUCGUCGAUCCAAGAUGUGGACAAAAGGUAUCCCGUUUGGUACAAAAGAACAGAACAGUUACUGUCAUGCAAUGGCAGGUAAUUUUGAUGAUGGUCACGAGAGGACUGUAUCACACGGCUGCUGCGUAUGGCAUGCGUAUUUAAAAGAUACGUGGGAUUGUUUUGACAAAAAUUGUUACCAGCACAUACCACUGACAUGUAGAAGUUAUGUGCUGCAUGACAAUAUUAUCAGUAAAGUUACUGAAUGCAUGUAUGGAUUCACUUCAUUCCUUGAAUCAGUGAUGUUUACAAUAAAAUCACUUUUCAAGUGUAAUUGGUUGUGUGACAAGCUGUUUUACAGGUGCAGAGAAAUUGUGAAACAUGAUUUAAAAGAAAACGAAAAAUUAAAUAGAUUAUGGGUAAAAUGUGUCACUUGAUCAUAUAUCAACUGUGUGAGCCCCGCAACUUCUGUGACAUUGUUUUCCAAUUCAAAGAAAAAGUGGCACGGAUAAAACGUUGGUUACACGAGGAACGUCCACUGCAGAGAAGCAAGUAAGAAGGCAAGCAAUUCUAGUCUGCCAUUACUCUGAAACGAGCCAUUCAUCAGUUUUGAAACCUUUUAACGUCUAGACUUUAAAAUUUGGUAAAACGUAGGGCUGUGGAAAAGUACAGGAAAAACAAGCUGUAUGAAAAGUUUCUACUAAUCAACAAACUUUAAAAUUACGAUUUCGGAAAACAAUGAAAAAAGGGUUAUUUGACGUUUUCGCAUUUUUUAGAAGUGGGAUAUUCGAGGGGUUUUCAGACUAGCCAAUGGGACGAAACUUACUUUGGACAAACGGAGUUGUGACGCUGUUUUUUGUGAAUACAGAGGAAGUUGCUUUCGUGCCCCUGCCUUUAUAAUCGUGAGCUAGAUCGGUAAAGCAGACAGAGCAAGACCUUCAAUCCGAUUUUCAACAUGAACGACGAUGGGAAAUAUUUGGUUUAUCAUGGGCUUUUACUUCCAAAAGAGACUCACAAUGAAGACAGUCUGAAAUACGCUGCGGAAUUGCAAAUUCGAGAUGAUGAUAUUUUUGUACUGACAUACCCGAAGUCCGGUACCACAUGGAUGCAAGAGAUUCUCCCGCUGCUUCUAAAUGGAGGAGACCUAACACCAGUUAAGACUAUACCAAACUGGGAUCGGGUUCCUUGGUUAGAGGAGACCAGGGCUGCGCUGGUUCUGAAAAAUCAAACCCUUCCACGCACUAUGGUCUCUCACCUGCCGUAUAAUCUAAUGCCUCGCACAUUUUUCACCUCCAAAGCCAAGGUCAUUUACGUCACCCGCAAUCCAAAGGAUGUAGCGGUGUCAUCUUUUUACUUCCACAAGAUGGCGAGCUUUCUUGAUGAUCCGGGAACUUUUGAUGAAUUCCUGGACAAGUUUCUUUCUGGACAAGUGAUGUUUGGAAAGUGGACAGAUCACGUAAAAAGCUGGAGGAACACUGAUUUGGGCGACAGAAUUUUAUACAUAAAUUAUGAAGAUUUGGUGAAGGAUCUAACAGGAGCACUUGUCAAAAUGUCACAGUUCCUGGGAAGGGAACACACUCCAGAGAUAUUACAGAAAGUGGCCAUGCACUGCUCCUUCAGCAGCAUGAAAAACAACAUUAUGUCAAAUUACUCUCUGGUGCCACAAGACAUUAUGAACAGCAGCAAGUCAUCCUUCAUGAGGAAAGGAAUUGCUGGCGAUUGGAAGAACCAUUUUAGCCCAGAACAGGAUGGAAAAUUUACAACAAUCCUAAAGGAGGAAAUGAAAGGAACGUCCUUUAAAUUGGAUUGAGAGUCUUGGAUUAAGAAUAAACAAAUUAAGGAAAUAGUGGCAUUAAUAAACAUUGUAAUAGCAAAAAAUAGAACUGUAUACUGCAUAUGUUGAACUUUAAUAAUGUGAAUGAUUUAUCUGAUUCAAUCAUACAUAAUGACAGGUGUAUUUUGUUUAAUAUUAAUUUUAUGUAACUAAAGUAAAAUGUGAAUGAGAAAUGCUAUAGUGAGAUUAUGAGACCGAUACAUAUGUUUGGGUGAUCCUAAUAGUCAGGGGUGUGGAGCAAUAGUGCAUCGAAAGGUAUACAGUAAUAAAUCUGUAAACCUGUCUUGUUUUAAUCAACUUAACUUUUUUUAGUGCAUCACUGUAAAAACUAAAAUUAAUUUAGAUGUUAUUUCAAACAUAUACUGUAUAGAGAUGGCUCAGUUUGCUUUUUGAUAUAUUUUGAUAUAUUUUUCCUCCAUUAAAGAAGAAGAAAAAAGACUCACUUGUAUAACACGGGAGCCAGAAUUAAAAAAAAUAAGCACUGUG